Molecule: messenger RNA, 12957 nt
Organism: Xyrichtys novacula (pearly razorfish)
Lineage: Eukaryota; Metazoa; Chordata; Actinopteri; Labriformes; Labridae
Source: the annotation of a GenBank genome assembly
GGUCAUUUGAUGAAUCUGUUUUUCUUUUACACAAACCCUCCUCGCCUGUCUGAGUGUUGCAUUAGUCUGUAUUCUGAAGACUCUGCUGGAGGGUAAAAGGACAUUAUUAUCUCGGUGUUUCUCGCUGUUUUGUUCCUGUUUACAGCUUCCUCUCCGUCUGUAAAGGCGCUUGGUUAAUUGCACCGCGCAGCCAGUAUUUUUAGCAUAUUUGCCAGAGGCGGGUGGAGCUAAAGAGGCGGAGAUGGAGGGAUGCUGCUGAGGAGAAAGCAGGUGGAGACCGCGGAUGUUUACGGGAUGUACUUUGCGGAGGGAGGAUCACAGGAAGCAGGAUAGCAGGUUUUAUUUCGCGUUUCUGAGACUAAAAUCCUUUUAAAAUCGGUUUUAGUGCGAAUUUUACGCGUUUGGAGCUGAAAUCCGAAGACUUGAGCCGCUCAGGGACACCGACAGGCUGAGAAAGGAUCCGUCUGUCUGUCGUGUCGAUGGAGGUUGCGACGAUGUGAUGCUCCAUCCAGGCUUUUUUCCCUGAAACCUGAUAUUAUGCAGGGAACAAGGGGCGCUGCACGGAUCACAGGGGAACAAAGCGAAGAAAACCAUCUGCAAACUGGCAGGUUAGUGGAUCAACGUGUGGAGAACAAACAACAAUAAAGAAAAGGGUAGAAAAUAAUAAAAAUGGAAAUGUCAUUCUUGCAUUAUUGAAACAGACAGGAGACAUUUCUGUGUGUAAAUCAGUGAGAACUAAAUCAACCCUGAGCUGUGGAGAAGUCCAGGCCUCUCCUCUGUGAAGGUGUGAGUCCAUCAUGGUGGACCCAGAGCUUGUUUACCAGACAGACUCUCAUUCAAGAGCUUCAUAUCAGCCUUUUACUCCAGACUGGUGAAUAAUAAAUGUGCUCUGGAUGUAAAUGCAGCCUGUUUGUAGGUUGACGGUGGGAUGUGGGGUGAGAAAUAUUUGCUCUGAGUGAUCAAAUCCUCUCGGCCCAGUAACUCUGCCAAAAAUAGAGCCUCUAUUAAAGGACCUCUGUGUUUUUUCAUGUGUUAUGUCACUUCCCUGAAGGGAGAAUGUCUCAUCUGGAGUCAAAAUCUGUGCGUGAAUAUGUGUUCAUGCAUGCAUGCAUCUCUGAGCCGGCGUUCGGACCCUCCCCCCACAGCCUGCGUCUCUCUUAAGCUCCGGACCGAACGCUGUAAUCCUCUAAUUGAAAACUCUUCCCACUAUUUUAUCCCCUCAUGUUUCAUACAACCAUCCCUCCAUCCCUCCAUCUUUCCCCGCCCCCUUUCGUCAUCUCCACCUGCAGAAUACGUCAACUAUGGUCGACCCCUCAGAGGCAGAGGAGCAGAGUAAGUGUAAGGGCCCGCAGCUCGACACCCCCGCCGUGGCCACCGAGGACCCCCGUCUGCCGGAUCAGGCGGACGGCACCACCACAGAGGAGGACGGGGAUGCCGGUUUUGAGACACCGCCGACUGGCAGCACCGAGCCGAGCCCCUGCCACACUGCAUCCCCUCCAGGACCAGACCCGGCCCCCCAUCAGGGGACUCCAGCUGAGCAACCACAGACUCAGACGGACAAAGAUCAGCCGCCGAAGUUUCACCUGGACCUCUACAACUUUGAUUCGCCCGCCGCCGAGGGCAGCCGCUACGUGCUAACGAGUCCUCGCUCUCUGGAGGCAUGCGCUCGAUGUGGAGUCAAACCGGUGGAGCUGCUGCCUCGCCCACUCGCCGACUUUGCCCGGGAGGCCCCCGGGCGCUCCAUGCGUGUGGCGACGGGUCUGUUUGAAGUCUACGAGAGGGAUCGUCACGCCAAGCUGAGGCAGUGCAGGGAGGAGAGGGAGAGGAUCAUCAGGGAGGAGAAACGGAGGAUCCAGCAGGCGACCGGGAACAGCAGCAGUCCGCCGUCCUCCUCCGUGGAGCAGCACAAAACCUCUUUAGGCGCCACGCAGUCCCCCAAAUCUGGACCUGUGACCUCCAGCUCAGCCCCAGACUUUGGAGCUUCCCCUAAAUCUGCAGCAUCGGGUCCGACCUCGAAAACAGGAAGCGCUCUUUUGCCUAAAGCCACCUCCACCGGUUUUAGCACCUCCCCCAAAUUUGCUCAUUCAGGGUCGACUCCGUCCUCGAAAACUGCUUCGACGACCUCCACGCCGUCCUACAAAGGUGGAUUCCAAGGAUCGACCAAGCAUCCUUCGUCGCCGUCGUCUGAGCAGAUCAAAGCAGCUCGCCCUCUCUCAUCCGGACCUCCACCCGUGGUCAGGAAGUCCUCAGGCGGUAAACCGUCAAAUACUUUCCCCAGACCGACACCCAAACCUCCAUCCUUCCCCAGAGCGAACUCCACCCUGACCUCCUCUGUGACCAAACCAGCGGUCCAAACCCCGGGGACGCCCUUGAACGGCGUGACAGGAGGACUCUUCUCCCAGCACAACGGCCAUCUUGGACUCCACCCCAAAGUGCGAGGAAAAAGCCACUCUUUGGAGUCCUUGCAGCGCAGAGUCGACCCCAUCUGCUCUUCCACCUCCACCACCACAACCACCACCUGCACCUCCUCAGAGUCCGGCGCCUCCUCCUCCUACAGCUGGGAUGGCGCUCGGGAUCACUGGGCCAAGUUCUCCAGUCCACGAGCUCGCACCAUGGCGACCUUCAACUCCCUGAUGGGCCGCAGCCUCAGCCUGGGAGACCUCAGCCACUCCCCUCAGACCACGCAGAAGGUGGAGCGCAUCGUGAAGGAGGUGAGGAAACGCGGGUUGAAGGCGGUGUCCGAGCGUGACCGUAAGAUCGCGGCUCUGAUGCUGGCGAGGUACCAGGAGGAGGACAUCAUGAGUCAGACACGAUACGUCGCUCACCUGCAGUGGGACAGCGAGCGCAGGAUGGACGAGCUUCGGCGGGAGCAGGAGGACAGGGAGAAGCAGCGGGCGGUGCUGGAGUGCCAGAGGGUGUGGCAGACCCAGGUGUCGAUACGCCAGCGGAGACUCAGCCAGCAGGAGCGACUGUCGGCGGCCGCCAAGAUGCGUCAGGUGGAGGAGAGCGAGGGGAGGUGGAAGGAGCUGGCGGAGCAGCAGGAGAGGACCCGUCUGCUGAGGCUGCAGCAGGCCGCCAGGGAGGAGAAGCACAAGAAAGCUCUGCAGGAGCAGAACCUGAAGGCGCUGGAGGAGGAGCGGGCCGCCAUGCUGGAGCAGGAGAGGCUGCUGCUGAAGGAGAAGCUCACCAUCGCCGAGCUGAAGAGACAGGAGAAGGAGCACCAGGUGCAGGAGGACCGGCGAGGCCUGAAUAAAGCGGAGAGGAGACGCCACGCCGCCUUGACUCAGGAGAUCGCCCGCAGAGAGCAGGAGGAGAGGGAGGAGGCCAAGAGGCAGGCGGAGGAGAGGCUCAGCCGCUCUCUGGAGAAUUACGAACAGAUUGUCGAGCGGCGAGGGCAGGAGCUGAAGGAGAAGGCCAAGCGUGAGGAGAAGCAGAUCCAGAAAGCACGCAAGGCCGCGGAGAGGCGUGAGAGGCAGCAGCAGCAGCUCCUGGAGGCUCGUGCGAAGGAGGCGGAGAAACGGGCUCAGCAGGCGGCUUUGGUGGCCGAAGAGCGAGCCAAGGAGAAAGCUCAGCGGGCCGUGCAGAGCCGGCAAGAGAAGGAGAAGCUCCAGAGGCUGAACAGGCAACGUGUGGAGGAAGAGGAGAAGCAGAGGCGCCUGGAGCUGCUGCAGUCCAUCGAGAGGAAGCUGGAGAAGAGCGAGCAGAUCUUCAAGGAGAAGAAGGCGGUGCUGGAGAGCGCCCGGUCUGUGGCCCGAGCUUCAUUCCACGUCCGAGACAAAGUGCGGGAAGAGACGAACAUGCGUACUUUUGAUAAGAUGGCUUUGGAGGCUCAGCUCAAAGCCAGUCUGGAUGAUAAAUAAACCCACGGCUCUCCGUCGUGGACUCUGAUUCUGGUCAUGUGCUUGCCUUCACUGUGGCCCUCAUCAGUCAACAGCUUUACCCUCCAACCAUAAGUGUUACUCUUCCAUUCUUACCCUCAGUUUGUGACAUUUUUAAUCAGUUUUAAGCGAACCAAAUCAUUUUCUACUGCGGACACAUCGAGACUCCAGCUGUCCAAAACCAACACUGAGGCCUGUACGAGACCAAGUUCAUAUUCGAGGAGAGAGAGCCGCAGCACAAACCCUGCUUUCUCUCUCUCACUCUCUCUCUCUUUCUUCGCCCUCUGCUCCGUCUAUCUCAGCGACCGGACUGAAAGCUGUGCAGGAAUUGAAAAGAGUCAUUGUUUACCAGGAAGCACAACUCCAUGACAACUGCAGAGACUUUUAAAGGGAGCACUCUGCGAGAAAAAAAUUAAGUGCAAAUGGUCCCAGUCCCCCAAAGCAACUGUGGGAUCCUUUUAGUACACAGAGCUGGAUAUAGCAUGGCAGUAAAGCCCUCAGCCGGACACGUGUCUGCGCCGUACCGCUGACAUUGCAGCGCAGCAGGGCUGUGCACGAGGCCUGUGCUGAUGAAGCAUCAGCAGGACUGUUCUUCCUCUCCCUCACCCCGCCCCCGUCCCUCCUCAUCAUGUCAGAUUACAGUAAAUAUUGAAUCCUCGGAGAGACAGCCACCUCCUGACUCCGCUGCAGACGAUUUCCUGAUGACCGAGUCAAGAACAUCAGGUACGAGGUUUUAUUUUCUCAAAAUCACAACAUCCAUCUGAUCAAACCUCCUCUUCAGCACUCAUGGAUUCAACAUGCAGGCCAACAUUAGGCUUUAGAGACCUCUGACUGCACUAAUCCCACAAUCUCUCAGAUUAAAAUAAAAGAGAAAAGACAGAUACAUGUGGGAUUUUGCCCUCAGAUGUAGGUGUUGCCAUAGCGAUAGAAAUGAGGAUGGUGCAGGGAAACAUAAGCGUAGAGGGUGCGUGGGAAUCUGAGGGGGCCGCCGGCAGGGAGGCGUCUCUCUGGUGGUUUUAUUCUGCUCGCUCUUGAACAGGAUGUUAUUGGAAACCAUGAUUUUGUUAUAACUAAGGAGGCACAUAAAUUGAAAUAUAUAAUCAGAAAUGAAACAAUGAAGAAAAAUGAUGCAAAAAUGUUAUGAUAAGAUGAUACGAUGUCUAUGGAGGCACACAAAGGACAAACGAGUGACUUUGUGUUUUUUUGGUGGUUGUAUGGCCAUACAGAAGAAUUUGUUUUGAUAGAUUUAUACGACCGCGAAAACUUGAUAAAUGUUUGAUCAUAUUUGUAGUUUUAUCACAGGAGCUUUUUGUCCUUGAAGGCCACCGUCACUUUACCAUCAGGAGGAGUGAGCAAGGGAGCUCUUCAGUCUAGAAUCUGCCCAUUUCUACACACACCAUCUUAUUUUUUAAAUCUAUUUUUCUUUAUAUCGUUUCCAUAUUUUUUUACUUUUUCACACCUGCAUUCCUCUUCAUUAGUGGUCACUUUUUCGACAUCUGAUGCUGAUAAUGAGAGAGUUUGCUUCACUGACAGACAUUUAAUACUGAUUUUACAUUGGUGUUUUUUUUCUGCAGUUAACAAAAUACAAUUUAAUUAAUAAUACUUAUAAAUGAGAGGCAAGAAGAUAGAAAAAUAGUUGGCUCAUUAAAAUAUUACCAGAGAGGACAAAAACUAAAACGCAGGAUGAACAUUUUAAAAAUGUUAAAGAUAAAUCCAUUACUCUAUGAACAUUAAAAUAUAAUUUACAUGGCUGUCUAAUACUCUCUAUUUGAGCUUUUGCAGAUUUGUGUUUUCCUGUCAGAAACCAGAUGUACCGCAGUAGUCCUGCUCCUCUGCAGCAUUUAAGUGACAAAUCCUCUAAAACCUUCACCUACAUCCUGUCCCUGUUCCUGCAGCUCCCAUUAAGGUUGCUCUGCAGAAAGAGAAAAAUCCAGCUUGAGUUUUCUGAACCACGGCGUUAGUGCAGCAGAGGACUGAUGGACAGGCUUACAGCUCUGACUGAGCUCAGCUGUUCCCACCAGAUAAUCAGGGGGAGGUGAAGUAAGGUUAGAGGCAUGAGGCUGCAGAUUUAUACUGACUUAUGGCAGCAAAUAAAAAAAUGUAGUCUAAAAAAGGUUGUUUUAAAACAGGGCAAAAUGAUGUAAUCAGCUGUAAGUGCAAUAUGAGGACUAUUAGGGCCACGUUAAAUAAUUUUUUUAAACACUUAAGGUUAAAGUUAGAAACUCACAAGAAUGAAUUGAUAAAAUGUGAAGAAUAUAGUCGUGAAAUUUCGGGAAAAAAGUCAUAAACUUGUAAAAAUAAAGUCAGACAAUAAAGUAAUAGAUUUAUAAGAAUAAAAUCAUUAAGAAGAUAAAGUUGUAUACUUAUGAGGGUAAGUCGUAAACUUCAAUCAAUUUAAAACAUUAUUUGUCAGAGUAUAUUGUAAAAUAUGUCAUUGUAAAUGAUGUCGAAAAAUGUCAGUUUCGUAUGUUAAAAAAGGCAUAUUAAGGUAUGAUACAAAAUGUCAUAGUAUAGUGUGAUAAAUAAAAUGUCUUAGUAUAGAAUGAUAAAAAAUGUCAUAGUAUAGUAUGUUAAAAAUGUCAUCCUACAGUAAGUUAAAUAAUGUCAUAGUAUAGUAUGAUAAAAAAUGUCUUAGUAUUGUACCAUCAAAAAAUGUCAGUAUAGAUUGUUAAAAAAAUGUCAUAGUUUAGUAUGAUAAAAAAAAGUAAUAGUAUAGUAUGUUAAAAAUGUCAUAGUAUAGUAUGAUAAAAAUGUCUUAGUAUAGAAUGAUAAAAAAUGUCAUAGUAUAGUAUGUUAAAAAAUAUCAUAGUAAAGUAUGAGAGAAAAUGUCAUACUAUACUAUGUUAAAAAGUCAUAGUAUUAUUUGUAAAAAAUUUUCAUGAAUAGUUAAUGUUAAAUGUUAAAAAAUGUCAUCGUAUAGUCUGUUAAAAAUGUCAUAGUUUUGUAUGAUAAAAAAAGUCAUAGUAUAGUAUUAUAAAAAAUGUCAUAGUAUAGUAUGAUUAAAAUGUUUUAGUAUAGAAUGAUUAAAAAAUGUCAUAGUAUAGUAUGAUAAAAACUGUCAUAGUAUAGCAUGAUAAAAAAUUUUAUAGUAUGGUAUGAUCAAAAAUGUCAUAGUAUAGUAUGAUAAAAGAUGUCAUAGUAUAGUCUGUUAAAAAUGUCAUAGUUUUGUAUGAUAAAAAAUGUGAUAGUAUAGUGUGAUAAAAAAUGUCAUAGUAUAGUGUGACGAAAAAAGUCAUAGUAUAGUAUGACUAAAAUUGUCAUAGCAUAGUAUCAUGACAAAUGUCAUAGUAUAGCAUGAUAAAAAAUUUUAUAGUAUAGUAUGAUCAAAAAUGUCAUAGUAUAGUAUGAUAAAAACUGUCAUAGUAUAGUCUGUUAAAAAUGUCAUACUAUAGAAUGUAAAAUAAUGUCAUAGUAUAGAAUGAUAGAAAAUGUCUUACUAUAGUACCAUCAAAAAUGUCAUAGUAUAGAUUGUUAAAAAAUGUCAUACUAUAGUAUGAUAGAAAAUGUCAAACUAUACUAUGUUGAAAAUGUCAUAGUAUAGAAUGAUUAAAUUUGUCAUAGUAUAGUAUUAUAGAAAAUGUCAUACUAUAAUAUGUUACAAAAUUACAUAGUAUAGUAUGACGAAAAAUGUCAUGGCAUAGUAUGAUAAAAAAUGUCAUAGUAUAGUAUGACGAAAAAUGUCAUAGUAUAGUAUGACUAAAAAUGUAUAGUAUGUUAAAAAAUGUCAUAGUAUAGUAUGAUAGAAAAUGUCAUACUAUACUAUGUUAAAAAUGUCAUAGUAUAGAAUGAUGAAAUUUGUCAUAGUAUAGUAUUAAAGAAAAUGUCAUACUAUAGUAUGUUACAAAAUUACAUAGUAUAGUAUGACGAAAAAUGUCAUGGCAUAGUAUGAUAAAAAAUGUCAUAGUAUAGUAUGAUAAAAAAUGUCUUAGUAUAGUAUGACUAAAAAUGUAUCGUAUGUUAAAAAAUGUCAUAGUAUAGUAUGAUAGAAAAUGUCAUACUAUACUAUGUUAAAAAUGUCAUAGUAUAGAAUGAUGAAAUUUCUCAUAGUAUAGUUUUAAAGAAAAUGUCAUACUAUAAUAUGUUACUAAAUGACAUAGUAUAGUAUGACGAAAAAUGUCAUAGCAAAGUAUGAUAAAAAAUGUCAGUAUAGUAUGAUGAAAAAUGUCGUAGUAUAGUAUAAUAAUAAAUGUCAUAGUAUAGUAUUUUAAAAAAUGUCAUAGCAUAGUAUGAUAAAAAAUGUCAUAGUAUAGUGUGACGAAAAAUGUCAUAGUAUAGUAUGACUAAAAAUGUCAUAGCAUAGUAUCAUGAAAAAUGUCAUAGUAUAGCAUGAUAAAAAAUUUUAUAGUAUAGUAUGAUCAAAAAUGUCAUAGAAUAGUAUGAUAAAAAAUGUCAUAGUAUAGUCUGUUAAAAAUGUCAUACUAUAGAAUGUUAAAUAAUGUCAUAGUCUAGUAUGAUAAAAAAUGUCUUAGUAUAGUACCAUCAAAAAUGUCAUAGUAUAGAUUGUUAAAAAAUGUCAUAGUAUAGUAUGAUAGAAAAUGUCAAACUAUACUAUGUUGAAAAUGUCAUAGUAUAGAAUGAUUAAAUUUUUUCAUAGUAUAGUAUUAUAGAAAAUGUCAUACUAUAGUAUGUUACAAAAUUACAUAGUAUAGUAUGACGAAAAAUGUCAUGGCAUAGUAUGAUAAAAAAUGUCAUAGUAUAGUAUGACGAAAAAUGUCAUAGUAUAGUAUGACUAAAAAUGUAUAGUAUGUUAAAAAAUGUCAUAGUAUAGUAUUAAAGAAAAUGUCAUACUAUAGUAUGUUAAAAAAUGACAUAGUAUAGUAUGACGAAAAAUGUCAUAGCCAAGUAUGAUAAAAAAUGUCAUUGUACAGUAUGAUAAAAAAUGUCCUAGUAUAGUAUGACCUUAAAAUGUCAUGGUAUAGUAUGACCUUAAAAUGUCAUGGUAUAGUAUGACUAAAACUGUCAUAGCAUAGUAUGAUGAAAAAUGUCAUAGUAUAGUAUGAUUAAAAAUGUCAUAGUAUAGUAUGACGAAAAAUGUCAUAGUAUAGUAUGACUAAAAAUGUAUAGUAUGUCAAAAAAUGUCAUAGUAUAGUUUGUUAAAAAAUGUCAUAGUAUAGUAUGAUAAAAAAUGUCAUAGUUUUGUAUGAUAAAAAAGCCAGUAUAGUAUUAUAAAAAAUGUCAUAGUAUAGUAUGUUAAAAAAUGACAUAGUAUAGUAUGAUCAAAAAUGUCAUAGUAUAGUAUGAUAAAAAAUGUCAUAGUAUAGUCUGUCAAAAAUGUCAUAGUUUUGUAUGAUUAGAAAUGUCAUAGUAUAGUCUGUUAAAAAUGUCAUAGUAUAGAAUGUUAAAUAAUGUCAUAGUCUAGUAUGAUAAAAAAUGUCUUAGUAUAGUACCAUCAAAAAUGUCAUAGUAUAGAUUGUUAAAAAAUGUCAUAGUAUAGUAUGAUAGAAAAUGUCAAACUAUACUAUGUUGAAAAUGUCAUAGUAUAGAAUGAUUAAAUUUUUUCAUAGUAUAGUAUUAUAGAAAAUGUCAUACUAUAGUAUGUUACAAAAUUACAUAGAAUAGUAUGACGAAAAAUGUCAUGGCAUAGUAUGAUAAAAAAUGUCAUAGUAUAGUAUGACGAAAAAUGUCAUAGUAUAGUAUGACUAAAAAUGUAUAGUAUGUUAAAAAAUGUCAUAGUAUAGUAUGAUAGAAAAUGUCAUACUAUACUAUGUUAAAAAUGUCAUAGUAUAGAAUGAUGAAAUUUGUCAUAGUAUAGUAUUAAAGAAAAUGUCAUACUAUAGUAUGUUACUAAAUGUCAAAGUAUAGUAUGACGAAAAAUGUCAUAGCAAAGUAUGAUAAAAAAUGUCAUAGUAUAGUAUGAUAAAAAAUGUCUUAGUAUAGUAUGAUGAAAAAUGUUGUAGUAUAGUAUAAUAAUAAAUGACAUAGUUUAGUAUUUUAAAAAAUAUAUUUAAGUGUGAUAAGAAUUGUCAUAGUAUAGUAUGAUAAAAUUUUAUAGUAUUGUUUGUUAAAAAAUGUCAUAGUAUAGUCUGUUAAAAAUGUCAUAGUUUUGUAUGAUAAAAAAUAUCACAGUAUAGUAUUAUAAAAAAUGUCAUAGUAUAGUAUGUUAAAAAAUGACAUAGUAUAGUAUGAUGAAAAAUGUCAUAGUAUAGUAUGACUAAAAAUGUCACAGUAUAGUCUGUAAAAAAAUAAAAAUUUCAUAGUAUAGUAUGACCUAAUAAUGUCAUGGUAUAGUAUGACUAAAACUGUCAUAGCAUAGUAUGAUGAAAAAUGUCAUAGUAUAGUAUGAUAAAAAAUGUCAUAGUAUAGUAUGACGAAAAAUGUCAUAGUAUAGUAUGACUAAAAAUGUAUAGUAUGUCAAAAAAUGUCAUAGUAUAGUUUGUUAAAAAAUGUCAUAGUAUAGUAUGAUAAAAAAUGUCAUAGUUUUGUAUGAUAAAAAAGCCAGUAUAGUAUUAUAAAAAAUGUCAUAGUAUAGUAUGUUAAAAAAUGACAUAGUAUAGUAUGAUCAAAAAUGUCAUAGUAUAGUAUGAUCAAAAAUGUCAUAGUAUAGUCUGUCAAAAAUGUCAUUGUUUUGUAUGAUUAGAAAUGUCAUAGUAUAGUCUGUUAAAAAUGUCAUAGUAUAGUAUGUUAAAAAAUGUCAUAGUAUAGUAUAAUUAAAAAUGUCAGUAAAGUAUGAUUAAAAUGUUUUAGUAUAGAAUGACUAAAAAAUGUCAUAGUAUAGUAUGUUAAAAAAUGUCAUAGUAUAGUAUGAUAAGAACUGUCAUAGUAUAGCAUGAGAAAAAAAUUUAUAGUAUAGUAUGAUCAAAAAUGUCAUAGUAUAGUAUGAUAAAAAAUGUCAUAGUAUAGUCUGUUAAAAAUGUCAUAGUUUUGUAUGAUAAAAAAUGUGAUAGUAUAGUGUGAUAAAAAAUGUCAUAGAAUAGUAUGUAAAAUAAUGUCAUAGUAUAGUAUGACGAAAAAUGUCAUAGUAUAGUAUGACUAAAAAUGUCACAGUAUAGUCUGUUAAAUAAUGUCAUUGUACAGUAUGAUAAAAAAUGUCAUAGCAUAGUAUGACCUAAAAAUGUCAUGGUAUAGUAUGACUAAAACUGUCAUAGCAUAGUAUGAUGAAAAAUGUCAUAGUAUAGUAUGAUAAAAAAUGUCAUAGUAUAGUAUGAUAAAAAAAAUGUCUGAGUAUAGUAUUUUAAAAAAACGUCAUUUUAUAGUAUGACAAAAAAUGUCAUAGUGUAGUAUGAUAAAAAAGGUCAUAGUAUAAUCUGUUAAAAAAGUCAUAGUUUUGUAUGACAAAAAAUGUCAUAGUAUAGUAUGUUAAAAAAUGUCAUAGUAUAGUAUGAUAAAAAUUGUCAUAGUAUAGCAUGAUAAAAAAUGUUAUAGUUUAAUAUGUUGAAUAAUGUCAUACUAUAGUAUGAUAAAAAAUGUCAUUGUAUAGUACGAUCCAAAAAUGUCAGUAUAGUAUUAUAAAAAAUGUCAUAGUAUAGUAUGUUAAAAAAAAUUCAUAGUAUAGUAUGAUAAAAAAUGUCAUAGUAUAGCAUGAUAAAAAAUUUUAUAGUAUGGUAUGAUCAAAAAUGUCAUAGUAUAGUCUGUUAAAAAUGUCAUAGUUUUGUAUGAUAAUAAAUGUGAUAGUAUAGUGUGAUUAAAAAUGUCAUAGAAUAGUAUGUAAAAUAAUGUCAUAGUAUAGUAUGAAGAAAAAAGUCAUAGUAUAGUAUGAUAAAAAAUGUCAUAGUAUAGUAUGACAAAAAAUGUCAUAGCAUAGUAUGAUAAAAAAUGUCAUAGUAAAGUAUGAUGAAAAAUGUCAUAGUAUAGUCUGUUAAAAAUGUCAUAGUAUAGUUUGUUAAAAAAUGUCAAAGUAUAGUAUGAUAAAAAAUGUGAUAGUAUAGUGUGAUAAAAAAUGUCAUAGAAUAGUAUGUAAAAUAAUGUCAUAGUAUAGUAUGAAGAAAAAUGUCAUAGAUAGUAUGACUAAAAUGUCAUAGCAUAGUAUGAUAAAAAAUGUCAUAGUAUAGUAUGUUCAAAAAUGUCAUAGUAUAGUAUGAUAAAAAAAUGUUUGAGUAUAGUAUGAUAAAAAAUGUCAUAGUGUAGCAUGAUAAAAAAUGUUGUAGUUUAAUAUGUUGAAUAAUGUUAUAUUAUAGUAUGAUAAAAAAUGUCAUAAUAUAGAAUGAUUAAAAAUUGUCAUAGUAUAGAAUGAUUAAAUAUUGUCAUAGUUUAGUAUGAUAAAAAUGUCAUGGAUUAUCAUUUUUUAAAAAAAGGUCAUAGUAUAGUUGGAUAAAAGAAUCUCAUAGUAUGGUAUGUCAAAAAAUGUCUUAGUAUAGUUCAAUAAAAAUGUAACUUAGAUGUAACACCGGACUAUCCCUUUAAUGAUUUCUAACUUGUCAAAAUCAGGAUUCAAGUACCUGAAAUUUUGAGGCAGUUUUAAAAUGAAUUACUGUGUGACACUCAUGAUACAGUUUCUACAUUUCUUGUCUUUUUUCUCGUGCAACUUCAGGAUAACUUAACUGACACUCAUCACACUUUUAAUUUAUGCUCUGUGCAGGUCCUGGAGAAGACAAAGAGCUGUAAAUGUGACUUACGACCCCUGUGACAGAGCCUCUCUUCUCACUAUGAACUCUAUCAAACUCAAAGGUCUCUCCUCUGAUGAAAAACGUCCAUAUCAAGACUCUUUAGUCAUUUCUAACUAGUACCAGUGCCAUCACCUCUGUGCUGCUGAGACCUGGAACCUGACGUGAACCCACAGCCUUUUACCCGCAGAAAUGAGGAGACAUGUUUGAGGUUCAAACACAGCUUUAUUAGCGUCAAGGCAUGUUGUCCAGGCCAUCGUAAGUUCCCUGUUUCUUUCCCCUGACAUGUGGGCUUCUUCCUCUUUAUUAUUUCUGCCGUUCACUUACACGGUCAUUUGUACAUUAUCAUACAGUGCUUGUGUGGGUGAAUUUUAUUGUGUUGCGUUGUUGAGGACAGAUUUUUUUUUGGAUGUAGCAAUGAUGAAAAUGGUCAAGUUAGAUAUCAGAUACAUGUGUGAGUUCUUUGUUUUAAUAAAACCUCUGUAAAAGUGAAAGAAACAAUCAAAACCGCAACAAUAAAGAAAACAUUUUACAAGAUA